Vitrella brassicaformis is the source of this 903-nucleotide messenger RNA. The record is from the annotation of a GenBank genome assembly. Lineage: Eukaryota; Vitrellaceae.
GUAAAGUAGAUACAUACACGCUUGCAUGAGAACAAAGAAGACCAGAGUGAGGAAAGUGAGUAAGAGGUAUAGAAAAACCAGCAGCGUGGCGACAUGUGGCGGAAAAAGGAGGGGUAUGGGCAGCCAUAAUAGAAGGCUGCGAGUAAGCGGCCACCACGAUAACGUCGCCAAGGAAAGACCCGACAAGUAAGUGCCUGAAAAAGACCAUUCAACCCAGGAGGGGACACAAACAAGCCAGACAGUACGACCGUAUGACGCCCAACCUGUAGUGUACAUCAAACAAGCGACGAACAGUACAAUCCCCAGGCAGCCGCACCCCGUAUGGCCCCAUAGAACUGACACCAUCAAACCCACCUGACAACACCCAGCCAGCCAAGUAUGAUCCCUGCCUGCACUCAUUCCCUGCCCUUUCUCCUUCUUCUUAUCCUUGGUGACGAAAGUAUCCUUGGGGACGAAAAUAGGGGCCGUUGGCGGGGUUCAGAUGACUCCAGGUGUGCAGCAUGCCUUGCUUGUGGGCAGGCUGGUAGGGUGGGAGGCUGGUAGCCGUCUGCAUGGACGCCAGCGACGGGUUGCUCGUGGAGCGGGAGAAGAUCUGGCCCUCACGGUCGAGCUCGUCCUGCUGCUCCUCCGUGAUUGGCGUCAGCACGGGGUGCGACGCGUUGGCACUGUGCGCUGCAUGGGGUGGGCAAGAGGGGAGCCGCUGGUCAGGGGGUGAGUAGGGGGUGGGAUAUGGGCAUGUGGGCGGGUGAGAGAGUGGGGGCUGCUGAUGCGGUCCAGAGGGAGUGGACGACGCCGCCGGCAUGGACGCCACAGACGCACCGGGAGGGAGGAAGGGGACAUACGGCAUGGGCGGCGCCAUCGGCGCCAUAUAUGGCGCUGGCGCCGUCGACGUGCCUGGCGCCG